Molecule: messenger RNA, 4710 nt
Organism: Symbiodinium sp. CCMP2592
Lineage: Eukaryota; Dinophyceae; Suessiales; Symbiodiniaceae
Source: the annotation of a GenBank genome assembly
AUGGCCCCCGAAAUCACCGCCGGGCGGUUUCAAGGAGCUUUUCUUCAAGUGCUCGACAGCAUCGCCAUUCGAGAUGGCGAGCUGGUCGGAAGCAAAGAGCUGGCCCUGCUCCAGAAGGGCGACUUCUGCAAGGUCUUGAGAGUUGGAGCCGCCCACGGCGCCGGCUUUCGGCUUCAAGUUCACGUCUUGAAGGGAGCAGCAGGGCAGGGCUGGAUCUCCAGCUCCACGAAAACGGGGCGAGCCUUGGUGGAGAUCUGCAGCUUGUCCGAACUCCGGGCGGCCGGCGUAAGCCCGGUCGUGAACACCGUCCAGGACACCACGCCAUCUCUGGAUCAGAUCCUGAAGAGCUUGGAUCGUGAUGAUACCCAGAGGGCACAGAGGGCACAGGCGCAGACACGAAGGCCGGUGAAGGAGAUGGAGGAGGACGUAGACUUAGACCCUGAGGAGGUGUGGAGAUCCUUCACAAACCUCGCCCGUGCAUCAAGAAAGGAGGCCGAGAAGAGCGAGGCAAUCCCAAAAGCGGCUGAGCCUUAUCCUGCCUUCAUGUACAUACAGGAGCCAUCCCCCGAGUAUCGAGAAGAGGUACAUGAGAGGCGUCUGCGACUUAUGGCUCAGGAGAAAGCCCGACGAUCGGCCCGAAAUCGUGGCUUCGCUCCGCCACAAGAGCCCGUCCUGCCAACAAGAUCCAGACCCCAGCCUCAGCCAGCUGCCGAAAUGCCAGAACCGGUCCCGGAAUACGUCGCUCCCGAGCAGACUGAGCGCUUUGCCGAAGCGACCUUCGCUGCCCGAGUGGCGCGUGUGGCGCGCGAAAACCCGAGCAUGAUCGGGCAACGCCAGUCACAGGUGCAAGAGGUUCCCAUUUACAGCAGACCUGGUGGGUACAACGAUGACUUUACUGGCACCUGGAUGGAUGCCACCGGCAUUGACUUCGUGCUGGAGCAGAGUGGCUCCAUCGUCAUGGAGCGGACUCCGGGUGGGGAGUCCAGCUGCGGAAUGGCUGUGCGGAACGAGUUGACCAUGUACGGACGCGUCGGGACUCUGGCUGACGACCUCAUCAGGUGGUCUGAUGGCUCUGUCUGGGCACGAUGCGACACCGAUGCCCCCAUUGAGUUGCCCGCGCGGCCUGCGCCUCGUGCAUCGGCCGGAAGCUCGGCCGCGGCGGCCGAACUUGGCGCAAAGCCGUGGAAGAAGCGGGGAGCUUACGACCAUCGCCUGCCGCCUGACCUGGCAAACCUGGGAGCUGCAGGUGUCCAAUUGCCUCCUCGCGGCUCAAGUACCAUGGCCAGCUUGGGGCAGUUUCCGCCGGGGACUCUGGGGGGGCCAAGGGGGCCGGCCUCCCUCCGCCUGCAAGGCGCAAAGAGGACCGGAGUCCUUCCGCGGGCCAUGCGGGCAUUUUGUCACAGCUCUCGUGCUGGGGAGAUCCGUGCAGCUGCCACAGUCGCUCUGGCUGCGAAGGUGAUGCGGCACAGGAUGGUCUCCGCCCGCUGCGCUUCCAAUGCAAUCAUGACUCUCGUGGAUGGCCAUUAUCACAUCUACAAGAGCUUCCAUGCCACGAAGUACACCGGGCUUUGCAACCAUCGAGGCGAGCCAACAAAUGUCGUAUAUAGCUUCAUGCAGCAGCUCGAGAGGAUCCACCGCGAGUGUGAGCCCUCGCACAUGGCAGUGAUUUUGGACAGCAAAACCUCGUCUUCCUCACGGCGAGAGGUGCUGCCAGAAUACAAGAAGCAUCGGAGCUGCCCUGAGGAGCUUCUUGUGCAAGUCCCGAAGGUCAUUAAAGCCUGUAACGCGAUGGGCGUGCAAUGGCGCACCCACGAAGACUUCGAAGCUGACGACGUGAUCGCCUCGUACACACGCCGAUUCAGCGCACAGGAGCCCAGCGGGCGCGUAAAGAUCGUGUCAAGUGAUAAGGACCUUCUGGAGCUGGUGGGCGACCGGGUGGAGCUGCUCUACAGCGAUCCCCGAAACCACCAGGCUCCCUUCGUCUCGAUGGACAAAGCUGAGGUUUGGAAUAAGUGGGGUGUUCGACCGGAGCAGAUGCCAGACUUGCUGGCACUCAUGGGAGAUGCCGCCGACAACAUCCCUGGUGUUCAGGGGAUCGGAGCCAAGAGAGGAGCAGCACUUUUGCAGCACUGUGGCAGCCUGGAGGCCAUCGUUAGACGGGCACAAGAGGGCACCCUCUCCGUGAAAGGCAUCUCCCCAAGGCUCUGUCGCUUGUUGUGCGAGCAAGGCCCGAGAGCUUUGGAUCUGCUGGAGCGGGUCGUGCGGCUCAAGGAGGUGUCUGUGGAGCCGGAGUUCGACCGCUUCAAAGUGCCCGAAAGGGAUGAGUCCUGGCAUGACCGUGUCGCCACCUUCUGCGACUCCGAGGACAUGACGAAGCUGAAGGAGCGCUUGAGCCGCACCAAAAAGGACGAAAGGGGCCGUAUGCACGGAGAGCGCGGAGACUCGGACUUCAGUCGACCUGUAAGCAAGCCGCCCGAACGCCAAGACACUGGCAAGGUUCUCGAAGUUCGGACGCUGGACGAAGCCCGAAAGGCUUUGGACCUCUUGCGAACAUAUCCGGACGCAACCUUCGCCGUGUUCUCGGCGAGCGACGAUGAACAUCCGAGACCGCCAAGCCUCGCGAUCUAUGGAGGCCCCUCCGUCUGUUUAGGGCAGGGCAAGACCAAGGUUUGGGUGGAUCUCCUGGAGAGUUCUGAGGAAAUGCUGGGCUUGUGGAGGGACUUUCUCGCAGAUCCUCAGAAAAAGGUUUAUCACAUCUACGCUGAGACGCAGCGUGGCUUGAGCUGGGGAUGCAUCCCACACAUCCCAGAAAGAGGUGGCUUCGUUGCGGAUGUAAUGCACCUGGCACGCCUCUGGGAUCCGACCUUGAACGAGCUGACCUCAGAGGGGGCCUACUCAUUAGCAUGGCUGGCAGAGACCCUUUUGGGCGCGACUUGGAGGUUGCAGCGGCCUCAAGGUGAAAGCGGGAGGAAGAAGAUCGCUGACCUGCAGCAGGGGAGAUGUAGGGAGGACUGGAUCCAGCUAUGUGCAGACAGUGCAGCGGCUGUCUUUUACCUGCACCAAGAGCUUCAAUCGAGAUUGGCGGACCAGGCAUGGCAAGCUCCCAAGGAGGCCCUCCCCGCAUCGACAGCCUCACUGCUGGACUUCUACACGGAGCACUGGCAGCCCCUGGCCAUGCUUCUCUCGGACAUGGAGCUCCGGGGUGUUCCCGUGAACCGUCAGAGGCUUUCGGCGCUGAUCUCCGAGAGUUCCGCCGCCCAGGCGUCGCUCCAAGACGUUUUCUGCAGCUGGGCGAUCCGUUCGGGUGGCCUCGAGGAGGCAUCAGCCUCUGCCUUGAAUUUGAACUCGAACCAGCAGGUGGCCCAUUUGCUGUUUGGUUCUGGGGAGAGAGAGUUUCCCGGCUCUGUCCUCUCGGCAGAGGAGCCUGCCAUCCAGCUAUUGCCAGAAGCCGAGCUGUCGUCCAAGAAAGUUCCAGAGCUGAAAGAACUCUGCAGAGAACGGGCUUUGAUGGUGAGUGGUAACAAGCCAGAUCUCAUCCAGCGCCUUUGCGAUCCUCAAGUUCAGGCGCAGGCCAGAGCAAGGCGCGCCCCACCACCCUUGAAGGUUCGAGGUCUCGGUCUGGACGAAGACGACACGGUGACCCGCACAGCUCGUACAGGCAGCGUGCAGCUGACUUUGGAGACCUUACAAGCACUCGCAGAGCGGGAGGAGCAGCUGCAAACGGAGGCCGCGGAGCCUCUGCAGAGUUUGUUAUGCUGGCGCCAACACGAAGCACAGUUGGGUUUCUUGCGACCCUUGCAGAGUGCCUGUCACGGAGAUCGGGUCCAUGCGCUGCUGAACCUGAACACGGCCACAGGCCGCCUGUCCACUCGAAGCCCGAACUUGCAGGGUGAGCCGAAGGGCGGUGGCCACACUGUGCGCUCCGUGGUGGCGGCUCCUUCAGGAAAGCGUUUGCUCGUGGCUGACUAUGGCCAGCUGGAACUUCGGCUGGUAGCACACUUGUCAGACUGCCCCACCAUGAUCUCCAUCCUCGCUGAGGGAGGCGACAUCCACUCCCGAACUGCCUACCACAUGUUCGAGGAAGUCCGGCAGAGUGUGGACGAGGGGCAGGUGGCUUUGGAGGGCGAUUCUGGGGGAGUGACGGUGAAAGAUCAUUUCCCGGAGCUACGCAAGCGCGCCAAGACUCUGAAUUUUGCUUUGCUGUACGGGAAGACGGCUUUUUCUUUGGCCAAGGACUGGGAUUUAAGCCAAGGGGAGGCUUCUGGCAUAAUCGAUCGCUGGUUUCAAACUUUCCCAGAGAUCGAGGCGUGGAUGAAACACUUGCACCAAAACGCCGACAGCGGCACUGGUGCUACGGCUGUGACGCUGCUUGGCCGGCAACGGCAGCUGGGGCGGUUGACUGGGCGAUCCUUCAAAGAGCGGGGGCGCACACGGCGCGUAGCAGGCAACACACCUGUGCAGGGCAGUGCGGCAGACGUUGUCCUGAGCGCCAUGGUGAAGGCGGAACGCUCAGAGGUUCUCCGUCGGCUUGGCUAUCAUCUCGUGCUGCAGAUCCAUGACGAGCUGUUGUUGGAAGGACCCGAGGAGAAUGCCAACGAGGCCCUGGCAGAGUUGGUUCGCCUCAUGGAAGAUCCACUCCCCUUCAAGCUCAGGGUGCCCCUCAAAGUGAAUGCCAGCCACGUGCAAACCUGGAAGGAGGCCGAGGUUUAA